AUUAAGUUUCCAAAAAUGCAUUUUCACAAUUGCUUCUAAUUCAGACACAAGGCCAGCAAUUUUGAAGGAAGGGGUUAGAUGAUUAAAUUGACCUCAGUACAUGACUGGUACUUUAUUUUAUCAAUCUCCAAGGGACGAUAAGCAAAGACAAACUCAAUGGAAUUUGAAUUCAGGACGUAGAGCUGGAAGAAAUGUCAUUAAACAAUUUGUCUGAUGUGUUUAUGGUUCUGCCAACUCACCAUUUAGUAAGAACAACACUUGCUAAGAAUUUUGUUCAGUAUGCUAACAAUUCUGCCAACUUGCUGCCUUAAUAAUAAUGAUAAUAAUAAUAAUAAUAAUAAUAAUAGUUUGGGAUAUGCUUGUCUAAACUGACAAGGAGAUUGAGGUGGACCAUCCAGACAUAAUAAUAACAGAUUGGAAAAGCUAAAUUACUUGAAAACUGCUGGACAUAAUGAUCCCUUUUGAUGGAAAUAUUGUUUGGGGAGAAUUGGAGAAACUAUUGAAAUACAAGGAUCGUGAAAAUGAAAUGUUUAAGUGGUGGGGUAUGGAGAUUAAAAUAAUACCAGAGGUAAUUUGGAGCGUUAGGCUUGAUAAAAAAAAAAGAAAUAUGGAAAGAAGAAACACAGAAGCUAUACCAGAGCUCAUGACAGUAUAUUUAUGUGACGCUGGGAAACUUUUCUUCAAAAUUGCCAGAAAUUUUCAAUAUAGAUUAGUAAAUAUUGCACAAUUGAAAGGAAUUGAAAGGAAAUUUCUGACUCAGAUUGUAACAAAAAUGCUUGUAUUUUAACUCCCAGAGAGUAAUUAAAAGAAAUUGAGAUAUUUAAUGACAGUUGUAAUUAAUAAUAAAAAAAAUAAUUAUACAUGUAACUGUAGCUGCAAUUAAAGAUAUAUUUUGCUGCAGCUUUUAAUUAAAUAUCCUUUAUACAUGGUGUGGCUGUGUGUUAAGAAGUUUGCUUCACAACCACAUGGUUCUGAGUUCAGUCCUACUGUAUGGUACCUUGGGUAAGUGUCUUCUACUACAGCCUCUGGCUGACCAAAGAUUUGUGAGUGGAUUUGGUAGAUGGAAACUGAAAGAAGCUCAUCCUGUGUGUCUGUGUGUCUUUGUUAGUCUUACACCAAUGCUUGACAACCGGUGUUGGUGUGUUUAUAUCCUGGUAACUUAGCAGUUCAACGAAAGAGACUAAUACACUAAAUACCAGACUUAAAAAGUGAAAAAUAAGUGCUGGGGCCAAUUCAUUCGACUAGAAAUCAUUGAAGAUGGUACCCCAGCAUGGCCACAGAUACAAGAGAAAAUGUAAUCUCAGCUGUAAUUAAAAGAGGUUUUUACAUAUAGCAACUGAUGUAAUUAAAAAUAUUAAAUGUAGAACCUUAGCUAUAAUUACAAAAUAAUAUACUCUGAUCUAAUUAAAAAUUUAUGCUUGUAAUCAUUGAUGUAAUUAAAAGCAGUUUAUGUACGAGGGGGUACCCCCCCCCCCACAAACUGGAAGUUUGCAAUAUUAUUUUAUUCACUUAGUUUUACAUGUUUACACUUAGUUUUUUCCUUCUCAGUCUUCUCCAUUUGAAGCAAUGCCUUGGCUCAGGAGCGUUUCCCACUGUUCAAAGCAGUCCUGGAACUCUUGUGAAGUGAUGCUUGUGUUUUGAUCGUGGUAGCAUCCUUGUAAGUUGCAAGGCUAAAAAAGAAAAAAAAGCCCUGAAGGCAGUGCUCCAGCGUGGUCGUAGUUAAAUGACUGAAACAAGUAAAAGGAAAGAAUAUACAUGUGCUUGAAUGUAUGCAUGAGUGUAACACACUCCAGAGCCAAAGAUCUUUCCUCUACCUCUCUGUCUCUAUCUCUCCCCUCUCUCUAUCUAUCUAUCAAUCCCUUUCUCUCUUUCUAUCUAUCUGUCUGUCUGUCUAUCUAUCUCUCUCUCUCUAUUAAUCUACCUAUCAAUCCCUUUCUCUCUCUAUCUAUCUAUCAAUCCCUUUCUCUCUCUAUCUCUCUAUCAAUCCCUUUCUCUCUCUCUCCGUCUGUCUAUCUGUUUCUCUUUCUGUCUGUCUGUCUGUUUGUCUAUCUGUCUCUCUCUCUCUCUCUAUCAAUCUACCUAUCUCUCUGUCUGUCUCUCUAUCUAUUUUUUGUUGUAGUGUUGGCGAGUUCCAGGAUAAGUUAUAUAGUUGCCGGUCGGAAGGUGGCCGAGUGUGAACAGCCAUACAUUGUCCAUUUGCUGAUUACAAAGACCAGCAACGAGAACUUCAACUGUGCUGGGACGAUCGUGGAUAACAGCCACAUAAUCACAGCGGCUCAUUGUAUCUCCAGUGAUGUGAAAUAUGUCUACAUUCUGUAUGGUUCAGUUUCAAAGUCGAAGUUUACGUCUAUCGUCCGCGUUUCCAACUACACUGUACACAAGAUGUUCGAGAAAACGGACGACAACAUCUUGAAUGAUGUUGCCCUCCUGACCCUCAGCACACCACUGCAGUUCAAUAAAUGCCUGCAGCCCGUUCAGUUGGCCACAGCUUGUGAGAAAUAUCAGGGAGACUGUCUCAUCUCAGGAUGGGGGAAAACAAGCACUUUAGGUGAAGAGCCAGACACUCUACAGACAGCAGAAGUAUCGCUGAUGGACCAAGGCAAAUGUGCAGCUCAUUUGGCAAUCAAGGAACAGCAGAUAUGUGUUGGUACAGGGAAAGUCAACAGUGAAGCUAUUUGUCGGGGAGACUCUGGAGGUCCGCUAGUUUGUACAAGUGCCAAAGACGGCAGCAGGGUCCUUGUGGGUGUUGCAUCUUUUGGCUGGACCUGUACCGAAGGGGUAUCAGUUUUCGCACGAGUCUCAUAUUUCAAAGACUGGAUUAAAACCAAUCUGAGAUCUUGGAAUUAAGUUGGAUUUCAAACCAGUUUGAACUACUUCUUUCAUUUUGGACAACAACAACAACAACGGUUUCAAAUUUUGCCACAAGAGUAGCCAUUUUGGAAGAGGGAAUGAGUCAAUUACAUUGACCCUGGAAGGAUGAAAGGCAAAGUCGACCUCGGCGGAAUUUGAACCUAGAACAUUGCGAUGGGCGAAAUACUACUAAGCAUUUUGUCCAGUGUGCUAACGAUUCUGCCAGCUCACCACCUUAAAAUAAGUACCAGUUGAACACUGGGGGUUGGUGUGAUCAACUCCUCCCCUCCCCUCCUCACAAAAUUGCUGCCCUUGUGGCGAAAAAUUUGAAACCAGUAAUAAUUAAUAAAUAUUGCAAUGAUGGCCCCUUUUUUUCUUAAUAAAAUGAUACAUCUGCACACAUAAA
Molecule: messenger RNA, 3256 nt
Organism: Octopus bimaculoides (California two-spot octopus)
Lineage: Eukaryota; Metazoa; Mollusca; Cephalopoda; Octopoda; Octopodidae
Product: chymotrypsin-1
Biological process (GO): proteolysis
Molecular function (GO): serine-type endopeptidase activity
Source: RefSeq, a predicted model, not a curated record